AAUCACAUUUAUUCCCCCAAACCCCAAUAAUUAAACAACCCCCUAAAGAAGCCACUAACCCCCUUCAAAUAACCAAAUCACUCACCAUUAAAAACAAAAAACAGGGGCGAUCGGGGGAGUACGGGGAAAUUUGAAAACGUGAUUUUCGGGGGCAUAGGAUGUAUUGAUGAACCUAACCUCAAUACUGUCGGAGACGGCUGAGAAGGAGCAGGAGAAUCGUUACGAGACACAGUUCAUAACUGAUCAGCUUGGAUCCUUCAAUUUGUCGGAGAAUCAGUACAAUUGUAACGGCUGGACCCAGAGAAUCCUAUCACCUGAGUUCCCCCAAGGGUACGGAAUAACCGUUGAACCAGCACGAAUAGGACAAUCACUGGUUACGAGAGGAGGAGGGAUGCCUCGCAGUAAGCGGAGAGCGCCCUCCAAUACAAAUUAUCAUCAUCACGCGGCCACCGAUAUGUCACCAAGUGCACACGAGGAUAGCAUGCCCAGGCAUCCCUCGAAAAGACUGAGACACACAUCGAGCGCCAGGCGUUGCACAAAAACAGAGGAUGUCUCAAGUACAUCGUCGUUCUCUCAGAAACGAUGUAUCGCGUGGUUCAGGGAGUACACAGUGCCAGAUGAUCCCGAUACACUUGGCCCCGAGGGUAUGGAGAAAUUCUGCGAGGACAUUGCCGUUGAGCCUGAGAAUGUCGUUAUGCUUGUUCUCGCCUACAAGAUGAAUGCACGUCAGAUGGGAUUUUUCACGAUGAGUGAGUGGCUCAAGGGCUUGUCGGAGCUCCAGUGUGAUACGAUAGGUAAAAUACAACAGAAAUUAGAAUACCUGAGGAAUUUACUCAAUGAGCCACACACCUUCAAGGGAAUUUACAGAUAUGCGUAUGAUUUUGCUAGGGAUAAGGAUCAGCGCAGUAUGGAUAUGGAGACAGCUCGAGUGAUGCUCCAGCUACUUUUAGGAAGACACUGGCCUUUAUUUUCCCAAUUUGCACAAUUCUUAGAUCAGUCCAAGUACAAAGUUAUCAACAAAGACCAGUGGUGCAACAUUCUUGAAUUUUCACGGACUAUUAAUAAUGAUUUAUCCAAUUAUGAUCUGGAUGGAGCAUGGCCAGUAAUGCUCGACGAAUUUGUCGAGUGGUUGAAAGUUCAAAGAGGCGAGGGGGCGUCCUCAACAAACGUACGUGGCAGCUGAAAUAUCACAUCAUCCCAGCCUGUAUCUUACCCAAAAUCAAUCCCCCCAAUUCGACAAUUUCAAUCUCUCUCAAUCACCUACGUCAUAGAGUUUAAAAAAAUUGCUUUCCAACUUUUGUUUAAUUAUUUUUCUCAAGCUGUUCACAAGUUGCUUCAACUAUCAAUUCACUGAUUGAAAAUGUCAUCCUGAAACUCCACAGGAAUCAAAUAGUUCGUGGCUGUCAAUGGAGCGUGAGAAGUGGCUGAAGAGUGGGGCAAAAUCAAUGAUCAAAAAUUUAAAAUCAUAGCUCUAACUCCCCCUGUUUUUUGAUUAAUCUAAUAGCCUGUAGUUUAAUGAAGAAAAAAAAAAAUAGUGUUGCCGUGUAUUUCACCGAUGGUUGUGCUUAGAAAUUCGAUAUCCGGAUUUAGGGAAAAUUGAAGGAACGAAUUCUCCCUCUGCACCACAUCAAUAACUUGUUCACUCGUCUCAAUAUAUUCAUUAAAGUAAAUAUAACAAUAACCGUCCAAUUACCGUGUAUUUCAUACUCGAUAAAUUGGAAACUGUAUAGAAGACGAUGAAUAAUCGUGACAUUUACUCAGUUUUUUACGGAGCUCUAGGUGGAAUGCCUUACGUUCAAGGGAUUUAUGUUGGACGGCUGCUCGAUACUGGGCACAAUCAUGUAAAUAACGGUGUAAUUUAACUAAUUGAUUACUUGAUACUACUGAUAAUUAGUCCACUUAAUCCGAUAUACGAUCGAUAGCUGUGAUUAAGUGGAAUAAAUAUUCUUUUGGUGGGAGAAAUUCAAUUCAUCGUUCAUCGGUGGAUGGAGAUUUGCCGAGAAUGGAAAAAAAAAAAACUGAUUAUUGAUAGGAACUCAGGGAGAUAAUGGGGAAAUUAUUUUUCCUCCGAUAAUUUAUGAAAAUUACUGGAGGAGGAUGUUUCCUGUUUCUCGUAGUAGCUAGAGUUUAUUCAACCCUUAUUUCACUUAAUUACAGUGAAUAACGAAAGCAAUAAAGUCCUCGUGGAGAGAGGAUACGAAACCUGACUCACAAUGUGAAGUUUUAAGUAGUUAAAUAAAUUAAUAACACGUUCGAAUUACAGCAAAGAUUUUUCUUCUGUUUAGAUUGUAAGGAUCCUAGAGGUGACAGGUGAAUUGAGACUUGUUUCUUUUUUUAAAAAUUAUUUCAAUGGAACUAGUGAUUAUUCAUGUAAAUCAAAAGAUCUGGGGAAUUGAAAAAUAAUUUGUUGUAUUUUCGGUUGAGAAUUAUUCGAUACCUGAAGUCGACGUUAUGUUUUUCAAACUCUCUGUUUCAUCGAUGUGUUCAUUCUCGUUAAUCAACUGUUCAUCCUCAUGAAGUCUCGAUCUCAAAUUCACUUGUUUUUCCCCAACUAUUUAAGUGCAUAUGAUGUAAGUGAUGAUGAGGAGAUGUUGGAGGAAUUUUUUAAAUUGAGAUAAUGGAAGAUGAAA
Messenger RNA from Fopius arisanus, 2630 nucleotides. RefSeq names its product DCN1-like protein SCCRO4 (gene SCCRO4). The transcript is spliced from 6 exons. NCBI's taxonomy places the organism in Eukaryota, Metazoa, Arthropoda, Insecta, Hymenoptera, Braconidae. Gene Ontology annotation, biological process: protein neddylation. The record is from RefSeq and is a predicted model, not a curated record. Gene Ontology annotation, molecular function: ubiquitin conjugating enzyme binding; ubiquitin-like protein binding; cullin family protein binding. The coding region runs from base 167 to 1183 and encodes 338 amino acids. Gene Ontology annotation, cellular component: ubiquitin ligase complex.